Mobula hypostoma (lesser devil ray) is the source of this 20663-nucleotide messenger RNA. Its product is annotated as probable E3 ubiquitin-protein ligase HECTD4. The record is from RefSeq and is a predicted model, not a curated record. Bases 306 to 13589 code for a protein of 4427 amino acids. Gene Ontology annotation, biological process: glucose homeostasis. The transcript has 76 exons. NCBI's taxonomy places the organism in Eukaryota, Metazoa, Chordata, Chondrichthyes, Myliobatiformes, Myliobatidae. Gene Ontology annotation, molecular function: ubiquitin-protein transferase activity.
UCUGUCCAAUAUGGCGUCAGUGUGAGCGCUGACGGGUGCUGGUGUGAAGCGGAGUCGGUCGGCCUGUCAGUGAGUGAGGCACCAAGUCCUAGCCCCGUCCCAGCAGCCGGCUGCAACCCUUCCCGCCCCCGCUCCGCCUGCACGUUUUCUCGAGGGGUUGACGGCGUCGGUUUCUCUCUCUCUCUCUUCACCCCCUGCCCUCGUCCUGCUGGGGGGACCGAGGAGAACUGUGGGUUGCAAUGGCGGCGGCGGAGGCUUGAGGAGGCAGCGCGCUGUCCGUGUGUUGGCGCCUGUCCUCGGGAGCCAUGGCAGCGGCUGCGGCGGCGGCGGCGGCAGCCGACUCGGCCCAGUGGCUCUCGGUGAAGGAGGAGACCCUCUUUCUGCAUGACGGGUUGAUCAGAGUGACCGAUCUAGUAGAGCUGCCAACUGAGAUCGGGGUUUCAGCCGAGCCCGGGGAGAAUGAACAGGAGAUACUGACAUUUGAAACCAAAAAUCCUGAAGAACUGGCUGAACGAUUACGAGCUGUAUGCGGGAACCAGAGUAAUGCCUAUGCUCGGCUGCUUGAAUACCGUCUCAAUGCACUUAGAGGACUAUGGAAUGCACAACGCCAGUUAGCGCUUGAAGAGCAGCAUGAACGUGAAAACUCCAGUGAUGAAGAGGCCAUAUCCUUGCUCAAGCGGCAGGGCUUACUGCAACAACCAGAACAGGCGCCGUUUACCUCUCGCAUGGGCCUCUUAUUGGUGUUCCCUUUGAUCCAGUCACAGAGUAAAACUGACCCCUCCCUCUGUAACAUUACUGCUGAGGUACUCCUCAACUGCCUUAGAGAUUGCCAGCCUUUGAGUCUCACAAAAGAACCUGCCGACUGUCUGAAUGGUUUGGAAUCCCUGCUUUGCUCUUGGUUGGAAGAAUCACCUACUUCUAGUCAUUCCAUCACAUGGAAACAGAAAGAGAACGCUGCAGCCGCACUGGUGGCUCUUGCCUGUGCAAGAGGUUCUCUGAAAACCUUCAUUCACACAGUUCACUUGUUACAAAAACAAGUAGAUUUGGGAUUUUUACCAGUUACGGACGUUCUGCAUCGGCUGCUGCUAUUAGAGGGAGGGCCUGGCUCUGCUUCUUGUUUGCUUGGCAAUAAACACAUGGUGUCUUGGGGCUUUGAGGACAUGCUGUCAGCACCAGAGAGCAACAGUAGUUCCAGUGACAGCAAAGAUGCAGAUUUGGGUCGCUGUCUUGCAACUGAUGGAAUGUACCUGUACACAACUAACUCCGUUGGCAAAGGGAUCAGCAAGCUGGGUUCAGGGCUCCAUGGGACACUACGCGGUUUUGUCUAUUGUCGCAAUGAUGAACUUGAGGCUGGCUGGAUUGCCUUUGGCAGUACGAUUCUCCUUCACCGGCCUGCCUCCUUUGACAGCAAACCUCAUUACAUCUUUCAAGUUAUCAAUCAGUACACCCUGCAGGUAUCCCAGGUAGUCUCCAUGCCAGCGAAUCACUUCCCAGUUGGCAGCAACAUGACUACAGUCCAUCUCUGCUCAGAUGGAACGUACAUCUAUUGGAUCUGGUCUCCUGCUGGUUUAAAUGAAAAAACUCCCAAGGGUCAUUCUGUUUUCAUGGAUGUUUUUGAACUAACGGUGCACAAUGAGAUCUGCACAGCACACCCUUUGCACGAGCGAUGUAUUUUGACAAGAAAAGAAGGAGAAUCUGCGAAAAGUAUAAAUGAAAUGCUGCUGAGUCGACUUUCCCGAUACCGAGCUUCCCCUUCAGCCACUUUGGCUGCUCUUACUGGCUCCACAAUUACCAACACAUUGAAAGAAGACCAUUCUGCAGCGAAUACAAGCUGUGGCUUACCUUUGAAAACCUUAAGGAAGACCCCUAUGUAUACUUGUGGGACGUACCUGGUGAUGCUUAGUGCACCACCAGGUGGAUCUGGAAGUUCUGCAACACGCUCUUUAUUUGGUGGUACAAGUGGAUUGUCCUCUUUAAAAGUUCUUUGCUCUAGUGUGGUGUUCAAUAUCUCAGAUGGCCAAUUUAGUAGCCGGGCGGAUCUGAUCGACGCUGCUGGUAGUUCUCUUGGACGUGGAGCACUAGUUCCAGGACUGGGGGCUUGCUAUGAUGCUAUGAACAAUAUGAUUUGGACGUGUUCGAGUGACUACAUGGAUCAGUGGUGUAAUCCUGGUAACCAGGCAUUCCAUCAUGUGUGUCAAAGAUUGGGUGUUAAUCACAUCAUCCCUGAGCCCCAAGAUGGAUCCAUUUCAACCAGUGAUGUUAUUAACCAACUUCUGCAUCAUGUGGGAGCAAUGUGCAUUCAUCAGCUUAAUUUAUUGACUGCCAGUGCUAAUUUACCAAUAUCAAACUUCCUGGGUAAACAACAUCCAAUUGAAGCCCAACAUCUCAGCAGUAUCUGUGACAUCAUGGAGAAGGCCAUGGCCAACAGGGACACUUGCAUUAUCCGAUGUAUUCUUGUUGUUUUUCAGGUAAUAUUCAAAUUUUUCUUCAACCCGCAAACAGAGAGAAACCGUGAGAUUGUACAUCGAUCUGAGUUACUGCUCUGGCAACUUUUAAAGACGCCGGUUGAUGAAAUUGGCGAAGAGAUUCAGAGGGAAGUUUGCCUUGCUAUUAGCUCUGGACUUCACACAUUGUAUCUUGGAGAGCUGGAACUGAAUAAUCUUCUGAAACUUGUACUAGCUGAGGGAGAGAGAAACAGUGGCCUUUGUCAAUUGCGAGACAUUAUCCUGAUUAAUCUAGCUGAGCAGCUCCAGAACAACCGAUUUGGAAGCGAGGAUGAUGAUCAUUACAGGCUGAAUGAUGAAUUACUUCACUAUAUUCUGAGGAUUGUGGUGCAAGACUCCUGUGUCCUUAUCACAAAGUGUCAAACAGUUUCCAAAGAAGAAUUCAUCAGGCUGCUUGCAACAGUGCCAGUUGCAUCACCUUGUCUACGUUAUUUGAUGGCAGUGCAGAAUCAUCUUCUCAGUAACACAAUCCUAAUCAAACCUGAUGACCAUGAUGAUAGUGACAGCUCCCUGCAAGGGGAGACAUUGAAGGUACAGGAGCUCCAGGCCAGUAUUUUAGCACUAGCCACCAAAAUCCUAGCAGGAUGUGAUGAGGUGCUUGAAAAACUCCAGCGUGUUACCACCUCAGUUAUUAACAGUGAUAUAGCUGACAAGGAACACAGGCUGAAGGGCUUGGAACAAAUCACCAAGGCUACUUUGUUGGGCCAUUUGCUGCCAAUAUUGCUUACCUCACUAAUGCACCCAAAUCUCCAGACACUGACAAUGGCAGAUGCACUUAUGCCACAGCUUGUUCAGCUUGUUCUCUACACCAGCCAGACUGCCUUGCUAUUGAAGACACAAACUCCCGUUUUCACAGAUGUUGGUGAUGAUCUGUAUGCAGGAGCUGAACAGAGCCAGAAGGGGAAAGUUCCCUUGUUAGAUGACAGGAGUUACCGUAUGCUGGAGGAAAAGGAAGAGCCUGGCUUUCUGACCGGGUUGAAGAUCCCCGCACCGUGGGCGGCUGGAAAGACAGUAGAAACAGUCCAUCCUGUGAGAGACAACUACAAGUUCAAAGAGACUGUGCAUAUUCCUGGUGCACGCUGCCUUUAUCUGAGGUUUGAUACUCGUUGCUCCUCCCAAUAUGAUUAUGACAAGCUGGUGAUUUAUGCAGGACCAAACACAAACAGCAGGAAAGUAGCAGAAUAUGGUGGUAAUACAUUGGGAUAUGGAAGCCGCAGUGUCUUGGGAACUGGUUGGCCUAAGGACUUGGUCAAGGUUGAGGGAGACACAGUUACUUUUUCUUUUGAGAUGAGGAGCGGGCGAGAGCACAACACACCUGAUAAAGCCAUGUGGGGAUUUGCUUGUACCGUUCGAGCCCAGGAAUCCUCAGAAGAUGUUUCAGGAGGGCUUCCUUUCCUUGCUGAUCUUGCAUUAGGACUUUCUGUACUGGCGUGCUCCAUGCUACGAAUCCUUUAUAAUGGACCAGAAACAACUAAAGAGGAGGAAGCAUGUCAACAACUGCUUAGAUCAAAGUUGCUACAGAGAUGCCAAUGGCAGGUAGAAGCAAAUGGUGCCUUAUCUCCUGCAUUGACACCAAGUCCCUCACCUCUGCCACUAACUAUCGAAGAAGACCGGGAGUUCACAUAUCCUUGCGAUGCACUUGCACCACCUCCUCCAGUCACUGGGCAUUACUUUGAUUUGCCGAGAAUACGCCUGCCUCCUGGAAUAAUGGGAAAGCUCAGGGAAAUCUCUGGCCGUGCAAGACCUCAGUUCAGGCCAAGUAUUAAGGAAGUGAUUCAACCUGAUGUGAUGGAAGAAAUGGUCGUGUCAUGUGUGAUCAAGCAUUUGAAUCUGAUUGAUGCACUGCAGUCUCUGAUUAAUUUCCAAUAUCGUGAAGAGCACUUGGAAGAAUAUGACCUUUUGUGUAAAAUAAUGGGGGAAACGUUCAAAAAGCUAAAUGCUAUGGAGAGGCAACUUCAGAGCGUAGCAGAGCUUGAGCAGAAGUGGCAGAGUGAGAUAGAAGAUAGUCAGCAAGGAAAACUGGAAAACAGUAUACCAUUCUUCCAUGACUAUCACUUCAAUGAGAGUAAAAUGAAGGAAUUAGAACUGCUAUGCUCCCUAAAGGAAAUGCCAUUUGACUCUAAUGAUUUGGAGAAUGUUGUCCUUUUGUUAAGAGAGAAAUUUGGCCAGGAGGUGAAUUCUUUGGCACCGAAGUCUUCGCAUUCCUUAUCAAAAACAAAAUCUUUAGUUAAGAGCUUGAUGAAUCGAGCUGAGCUAUUGCUGCAUGUUACAAUAGCAGCACAGUCUGGUCUGACGAGGAGUAUUUCGGGAACACCAGCCGAUACGCCAGCAUGCAAAUCAUCUUCUGAAACCAAGAUGAUUUCUCACACUGUUCGCCAGCCUGUCUUCCUACGCAGUAUGUCAGCACCCUCUGACCUAGAAAUGAUUGCAAAUGAAGAUUUAGAAUUCACUCGAGCCAAUCAGAGGAGACGCCAUGGGAAUAGUCAUCGGAGCAGUUCCUUCACUUUGCUUCAGUCCUUAACUAUUGAGGAUAGCCGUGACAAGCCAACAUAUAGUGUGCUGCUUGGACAGCUCUUCGCUUUCAUUGGGACUAAUCCUGACCAAGCGGUGUCAAGCAGCAGUUUUCUUUCAGCUGCUCAGACCCGAUGGCGGCGUGGUAACACAAGGAAACAAGCUCUUGUACAUAUGCGUGAACUACUGACAGCAGCAGUCCGUGUUGGUGGUGUCACACAUCUGGUGGGACCUGUAACCACUGUCCUUCAGGGAGGACCACGGAUUGAAGAACUGACAUGUGGUGGGAUGGUGGAGCAGGUUCAGGAGGCCUUUGGCGAGACCAUGACAUCAGUUGUUUCUCUUUGUGCUCGAUAUCCAAUAGCUUGUGCCAACAGUAUUGGCCUACUUUGUACUAUACCAUAUACCAGGAGUGAAGAAAAAUGCCUGGUGCGAAGUGGAUUGGUGCAGCUCAUGGACAGACUCUGCAGCCUGACAAGCCAACGAGAAAGUAGCUCAAGUGAAAAACAAACAAGGAAACAGAAGGUUGCUACCAUGGCCUGGGCUGCCUUCCAGGUACUUGCUAAUCGCUGUGUGGAGUGGGAGAAAGAAGAAGGUGUAUCAACAAAUGCAGUCCAUUCUGGGUUAGCCCGUCAAGUGUCAAGCCUGCUCACCAAUCAUCUUGCCCGUGCCACUGAAAGCUGUGGGAAUCAAGCAGCAGGGAAUGAUGCACUGCAAGAUGUACUCAGCCUUUUAAAUGAUCUUUCUAGAAGUCAGAUUGGUAAAGCAAUCCUCAGCCAACCUGCAUGUGUGUCCAAGCUACUUUCAUUGUUGUUGGACCAGCGACCAUCUCCCAAGCUCGUGCUCAUCAUUCUUCAGCUGUGCCGUGCUGCCUUGCCUCUCAUGAGUGUGGAAGAUUGUGGGAAUGUGGAGCUGCCUCCAUGGAGCUACUCCGUACCUUCCCUGGAAAAUGAACAAGAUGAUCCUGGUGAUCCAGCUUCAAAUAUUGCAUCACUUCUUUUAGCUAAACUUGCUGACUAUGUUGUACCAGGGUGUCAAACUGUGCUGUCUCCAAGCACAUCAGAAGCCGGUGGUUCUUUUGCAAAAUCAAGCCCAAAAAACUCAAUGAAAGCAGACAAAGAUAGUGGAGAGGAAAGUGAGGCAAUUGAUGGCAAGCUCUCAAUCUUAAUUCAUAAACGUGAAGAUCAAUCAUCCCAUGAAGUUCUACAGCCAUUACUAAGUAGUUCAGAAGGACGUCCUUUCCGACUGGGCACUGGAGCCAACAUGGAGAAAGUAGUAAAGAUGGAUCGAGAUAUGACUAAAAGUGGAUACUGUGAAGUUAUCACAGAAGAGGCAGCUGCAGCCUUGCGCAAGGCGACCAAAUGGGCACAGUCAGGGCUAAUUGUCAGUGUGGGACCACCAGUGGAUGUUGCUGCUCAGGAGGCUAUUAGUGGACUGACAACUGGCGAUAAGAAAAAGACUGCUCAGACGUCCAUUUGCAGAGAGAAAAAUGCAGAACUUGCCAGGACAGACCCAGUCCGACCCUUUAUCAGUGGUCACGUAGCAAACAGCAUGGCAGCAGAGGUGAUUGCUCUGUUGCACAACUUGCUGAUGGCUCCCGAGUUCAGCACGGCUCAGAUAUGGACCACUACAGCAGAAAAGGUACUUUCUCGAGCAUUGAUGUAUAUCCCUCAGCUUGGUAAAUAUGCGGAGAGCGUCUUGGAGAAUGGAAGUAGCAGUGGGAGAAAGUUGGCAAAACUACAAGCUAUUGGACGGCAAGCAGUAGCUGCACUCUGUGCACUUGGUGGCUUCAAAGAAACCAUUAAAAUAGGAUCUGAAGUGCAGAUUUCAGGGAAGGGGAUAUCAGGAAGCAUUGGAGUGGUGACCUCCAUUAAUGAGCAAGAAGGAAUUGCCACAGUCCGGCUCCCUUUAUCUAGUUGUCGAAAGGCUUCAAAAGCAUCAGACACAGUAACUGUUCCAUUAUCAAGACUGUGUACUCCACGGUGUGAGGCUUUGCCGUUGCAUAAACUGUCCAUCACUGAGAAAGUAGUGCAAGCAGUUCAAUCCAUGUUACUUCCACAGGAAGGCAGUCUCUCAAUUCUGACCUCACUCCCCGCAGUAGGUGAUGGCUCCACCCCCGUGAUGGCAGUAGUACGACUUGUGGCAGAAAUAAGAACUAGAGCAUGCUUAGUGAUGGCCCAGUUACUGGAGGAUAGUUUAUUCUGCGAGGAAUUUAUUCAGCAGUGUCCCGCUGCAGUUGAAGUCCUGAACCUGGUAGCACAGGAAUGCAGUCCGGGUGAGCGACUGGUGGUGGUGGAGGCUCAGUGUGAGAGAUUGCGCAUGUUAUAUAGGGAUUGUGCUCGCCCUCCUCCUCCUCCUCUACAGUCUGACAGGAGACAGCCAAAAGAAAUUACCUGGUCCCCCUCUCGUGUUUUUCCUCCAGUGCGUGCAUGCAUGUUUUCAUCUCAUCUUACUGCUGUAACAUUCCUAGCCGAUCCAAGUGCAGGAGGGGGUUUGCCUCGUGGGACGUUCAUCUAUUCUACGUCACAGAUACCUGUACAGGCACCAUCAUUUUAUUGGGAAUUGGAAAUUGUUUCGUAUGGAGACACAGAUGACGACAGUGGCCCCAUUGUGUCUUUUGGAUUUGCAACAGAAGCUGAGAAAAGGGAUGGAGCUUGGACAAAUCCAGUUGGAACCUGCCUCUUCCACAACAAUGGGAGAGCUGUGCAUUACAAUGGAUCCAGUCUGCUGCAGUGGAAGAGUGUCCGAUUAGAUGUCACCCUGUCACCUGGUGAUGUUGCGGGUAUUGGAUGGGAGAGAAGUGACGGAACUCCCCCACCACCUGGUCAGCCAGCAAAAGGCAGAGUAUAUUUCACCUACUGUGGUCAGCGACUCAGCCCAUUUCUCGAGGAUGUGUCUGGUGGAAUGUGGCCAGUGGUUCACAUUCAGAAAAAGAAUACUAAAGUUCGUGCAAACUUUGGAUGUCGUCCUUUUGCUUAUGCAGAGGGCCAAGCUCACCGGAAUGCAGCUGACCUUUGUGUUGAUCUAGCAGAAGAAAUUAGUGCCAACUUUGAAGCUUUGCCAUUUGCCAUGGCUUCAGACAGUGAUAACGACGCUGGUGCUAGUGUGGCGUCAGAUUCUGGGUCCCAUGGACCACCCUGUCGAAUUGCAGCAACUGGUGCAGCACAACAGCAGUAUGACAGUGACGCCUCGUGCCAUUACAAAGUGGAAUUGAGCUAUGAAAAUUUUUUGAUAUCUGGUCCAUACUCUCAUUCGCCAGCAGUGGCUGAUGAUGAAAGUGAUGAUGAUGAAGAUGAUGACGUUCCAAGGGAGGAUCAUUAUGCACUUCUUGUCAAAGCCUGGGAAACCAAAGUCUUCCCUACAAUCCGCAGACGAUUCCGGAACGAAGCAGAGCGAAAGUCUGGAUUGGAUCAGAUAAAGGGUGCGCUGCAGCUUGGUAUGGUGGACAUUGCUCGCCAGACUGUGGAGUUCCUUUAUGAAGAAAAUGGUGGCAUUCCCAGAGAUCUCUACCUUCCAACCAUUGAGGAUAUUAAAGAUGAAGCCAAUAAGUUCACAAUGAAUAAAGUUCGCAAAGGCCUAACAGUGGUGAUCCGGUAUCCAGAUAGUAAUAAUCUCAACAGUAGCACUGGUGGCACUGCUUUACCAAAGUUUGCUAUCCGAGGAAUGAUGAAAACUUUUGGUUUGAAUGGAGUUGUUCUUGAUGUUGAUACGGCUAAUGAACUGGUUCAGGUGGAGACAUAUUUACGAAGUGAAGGUGUGCUAGUUCGUUACUGGUAUCCAAUUGACAUGCUGGAACGUCCUCCUACAGGAUACAGACGCACAGCUGCUUAUGGACUGGUUACUCUGGAUAACACAAAUAUCCAAAUUCACAGAGAGUUGCUACGCUGUGAAGCUUCUUUGGCUAGACUGUACUGUCGUAUGGCUUUGCUCAACAUAUUUGCUCCCAAGGCCCCACAUACUUUCACUCGGUUAUUCCACAUCCCUGCUGUUCGUGACAUAACCCUGGAGCAUCUUCAGCUUUUGUCCAAUCAACUUCUGGCCCCACCACUAUCAGAUGGAACAAUCAGCUCUAAUUCAAUUCUCCUGACUCAAUCCCUCCAGCAUUGUAACCAAGGUCAGAACUGCUCUCCCACUGAUCUCUUCUACCAGGGCAAUUCCAGUACUAUAAGAGAAUGGCUUACUGUUGCUAUAACUAGAGCCUUACAUCAAGGUGAAGAGAGUUUGCUGGAUUUAACAAAACAGAUCUGCUCUUUCCUACAGCACUCACCAGAACAGUUUCCUUCUGAAGAAUUCCCAGUGACUGAGUCAAAAGUGAGCAUGGAUGUACAUUUUCCAGGAGCUGCCUUUGUAAUGGUCUCUUGCAAGGAAAGUCCGGCAGGGUUUCGGAAAGAUUCCUCUUUGUAUAAGGCUCCUUGGGUGAGAGUACUGGUCUAUGGAUUGGGUCACAAAGUACGGAAAAAUGGACAACUUAGCCUGACAGAAACUGUGUGUUACCCAAAAGAUGCAUCACCCACGAACACUGGUCUCACUCCACCCCCUACUACAAAUCAGUAUCCUUCUGUUGUCAUCCCUACUGACAAGCUGCACGUUAAACUAGGCAAAUUACAUAAGUUGGAUUUGAAUUUCCUCUUCCCAGGUGUGUCUCCACCACCUGGUGCAGUGCUGGUGUUGAACUCAUUGCCUCUGGAAUUUCCUCUGGCAAUGGCAUUUGCUGAACAAUUGCUGACAUGGAAACUGGUUGAAAGAGAUGGUAAAUCUGAAGAUGAACUUGAUGCUAUUCCUGGAUCUGUUCUCCUGCAAGUUGUUGAGCUGUUUGCCAACCUAUUGUGGACAACCGAUCUGGCUCCCAGCAUAAAGGAGAUGAUAUUCCACCUUCUUGCUGAACUGCUACGUAAAAUUCACCAGAUGGAACAAAAAAAGAAUCCAUCUGGUCUAUCAUCAUCUAUAGCCAUCCAACUGAAUCCAUGCCUGGCUGUUCUGAUGGCAAUUCAAACUGAGCUCCGUAAACUGUAUGAUGAAGAAACACAAAAUUGGGUGACUGGGAACAGUUCUGGAAUUGGAGUUGGUGUGACUGACCAGGGUCGCUUUUCCACCUAUUUCCAUGCUUUGAUGGAGAUAUGUCUUGCAGUUGCAGAGGUAACACUGCCCAUUAAUGUGAGCUCUGCAGUGAAUGUGAUGACCUCCACGAGUGCACCAAGUCUCAGCGAUUCCUCUUCCUCCUCCUCAUCUUCACCUGGACAGACACCACAGAGCCCAAGCUUACUCUCCAAGCGGAAAAAAGUCAAAAUGAAACGAGAGAAGACAUCAGCAACAGGGAAACGGCUCACCUCGCGAGGUAGUGAAAGUGAUGCUUCAAUCCUGAAUAUUAGUGGAAGUAAACCUGAAGAUAUGCUUUGGUUCCAUAGAGCUUUGACUUUACUCAUGAUCCUCCGUCAUCUAACUAAGAAGGACCCCCAGGGUCUCGGAAUGACAAAUGAUGCAAUUGCAGAUGCCUGUCAAGCUUUGGUAGGCUCUACCUCCCACAGCAGGUUGCUGGUAAUCUCAGGCAUUCCAACACAUCUCGAGGAAUGUAUUGUCCGAAGUGCCAUUCGCAGGGCAUGCAGUGCACAUGGUGGCAUAUUCAAAGAUGAGAUUUACAUACCACUACAAGAUGAUGACCCCAAGAGGUUGAAGACGAAAGCUGAUGGCAAGCUGGAAAUGGAUAAGUCAACGACGGUGGACAGUAUGGAUGUAAGCAGUGGCAGCAGUGUGACGCCAGCCAUGAGCAUGAGUGCCUCUGCCUCUACCAGUCAGACCUCAAUCUGCAGCUCACAAUGUGUUUCUCGGACAGCAAGCGAUCUUUCAGUGGACCAAUAUCAAGCAAGUCACGACCUGGCUGCUCCACAGGGAAUGAUUGAUCCCCACACAGUUUCCAGCCAGGAGAGUCUGGACUUGUCCCUGUGCAGUACAGGAAGCUUAGGCAGUCUUGGUAGUCUCGGGGAACCCAUGGACAGUGCAGACUCGGCUUCUAUCUCCGAUGUUGGGUCAAUGUACACAGUCACAUCACUGGACAACAAUCCACUUGUGUCACGGUCCAUCAAAGGCUAUGCCAUUGUUGAGGUAAGAGCCAGGGCAAAGAUUGAAAAAAUCCGUGCCAGUCUCUUCAAUAGCAGUGACUUAAUUGGACUGUCCAGCCUGGAGGGAGAGGAUGAACUGAUCGAAAUAUCGACAGAGAUCUUAACUGUGUCCACUGUAAAUCAGAGCUUGUUUGACACUCAGGGUAGUUCAGCACUGGAAGAUUAUUUCACUGAGAAACUAAUCAAAGGUGAUAAGGUGGUUCCUGGAGUACGAGAUGUUCUUGCAGAGAUAUUCCGAAGCUGUAUACAUUCAGAGCAGAUGCUGAGCCUUGCUCCAGCCAAACCCAUCAAAGUUUCUGACAUUUUCCUCAGUAAAGAACAGAUCAACUCUCAGACACCAGGAAACCUGUUGCAAAUAUUUUUCACCAAUGUCCGGCCACCAAAGAAAGUUCUGGAGGAUCAACUCACACAGAUACUGCGGAAGUAUGGCAUACCCAAGCCAAAAUUUGACAAGAGCAAGUACAGUAAAGCAGGAAAGGAGCAGCACCCUGGGAAAGUAGUCAGCACAAAAAGACCAAUUGGCAAGCCACCAGGCAAAGACAGGUCCGUGCUGAACAGCGUCAGAACUGCACUGAGUGAGAAGAAACCGAUUGUGAAAGCAAAGUCACCUGAAAAGAGCAGCAAACCUGAGGACAAGGACCCUGAGAAGUCACCAGCAAAGAAACAAGAAGCACCAGAGGAAAAGUAUUUAACUUUAGAUGGUUUCCAGAAAUUUGUUGUUGAUAGGUCAAAGCAAGACAUCCGAAGCGUGUGGCGGGCAAUUCUUUCCUGUGGAUAUGACCUUCACUUUGACAGGUGUGCCUGCAUUGACACCAGACAUGCCCAGAGAUCCUGCAAAAAAUGGACUCUAGAGAUGGACGUUGCACUUGUACAAUAUGUCAACCGUCUCUGUCGCCAUCUUGCCAUCACCCCAAGCCGACUUCAUCCUCAUGAAGUUUAUCUGGACCCGGCAGAUAUGCCUGACCCAAGGAUUGCAUGCUUACUAAAUGUUCCAAUUGAAAGUCUUCGGCUUCGUUUUGCUUUGCUUCAGUCCUUGAACAACACUUUGGAGACGUUCUUCCUCCCACUGGUGGAGCUCAGACAGACACCUACAUAUAUGGACAGCAUUGCAGCACUGCUACAGGAAUCUAAAGGCCUGGUCUUUUACGAUACUAAAGUAGCUGUGAUGAACAGGGUUUUAAAUGCAACAGUACAACGAACCGCAGACCAUGCUGCACCCGAAAUAACACUGGAUCCACUGGAAAUAGUGGGAGGUGAAAUUCGUUCAUCAGAGAACACUUACUUCUGUCAGGCAGCUCGACAACUGGCAUUAGUUCCUUCCUCCCAACUCUGUGUCAAGCUGGCAAGUGGUGGGGACCCAACCUAUGCCUUUAAUAUUCGCUUCACUGGUGAAGAAGUACAUGGAACAAGUGGAUCAUUCCGUCACUUUCUGUGGCAAGUAUGUAAAGAGUUACAGAGUUCAGCACUUUCACUUCUUGUGCCUUGUCCAAGUUCCGCCGCCAACAGAAAUAAGGGCAAGCAUAUUCUGACCCCUGGCCCAAUAACUUAUACAGAAGAACAGCUACUUCAUUUCUUUGGGCAGCUACUUGGAAUUGCUAUCCGAGCAGAUGUCCCACUCCCUCUUGAUCUUCUCCCAACAUUUUGGAAAACUCUGGUUGGUGAGCCACUGGACCCUGAGUGGGAUCUGCAAGAGGUGGACAUUUUGACAUACAACUACAUCAAGAAAUUUGAGACCGUUAAUGAUGAGACAGAACUUGAGGCAUUGUGUGCUGAAGUAACAUCACACCACUUGACUACAGAGAGUCCCGACUCUCCCAACAAGCCAAGCUGUAAGUUCAGCUACAUUACCAUGACAGGCGAGGAAGUGGAACUGUGUCCUGGAGGCAGUGAUAUCACCGUUGUCUGGGAAAAUAAAGAUGCCUAUGCUGCUGCGAUUCGAAAUCUGAGAAUGCAGGAAAUUGAAAACACUCACUGCAUGACUGCAGUGCGGGCUGGGCUGGGCUCCAUCAUUCCCUUACAGCUGCUGACAUUGCCAACACCCCUAGAGAUGGAGCUGAGGACAUGUGGUCUGCCCUACAUCAACCUGGAGUUUCUGAAGGCUCACACCAUGUACCAAGUGGGUCUGAUGGAGACUGACCAGCAUAUUGAGUUCUUCUGGACAGCACUGGAAAUGUUCACACAAGAGGAACUCUGCAAGUUCAUCAAGUUCGCUUGUAAUCAAGAACGAAUACCUUUCACUUGUCCAUGCAAAGAUGGAGGUCCAGAUACUGCCCAUGUUCCACCAUAUCCUAUGAAGAUUGCCCCUCCUGAUGGAGCUGCAGGUUCACCAGAUUCCCGACACAUCAGGGUGGAAACUUGUAUGUUCAUGAUCAAACUUCCUCAGUAUUCCUCGCUCGAUAUAAUGCUGGAAAAACUCCGUUAUGCCAUCCACUACCGUGAAGACCCUCUCAGCGGCUGAGCAGGUUGCACCCAGAGUUUCCACAUCCUUUCACAACACAUGGUGAUGCCCGAGAACCUCCUUAACCCUGCUUUUAAGAAAGAAAUAAAGGAAUUGGGGUGGAAGUACAGAUGGAGUCUGAGCCAUAGUCCGGAGCAGUUCAUCCUGAACAUGCCUCGAGCAAAAUGCUUCCACUCUGGUGCAAACUUUCUUUUUGUAAAUUUCCAUUUCUAUUGAUGGACUAAAAAUGGUGUGUUGCUGUCUUGUUAAGCAGCUAUUCCAAGAGUGUAUGGUGCUUUCACCACAACAGCAGAGUAUGUUACUGUAACUUUAAAACACAAACACUUGUGUUCAAACAGAAUAUUAGUUGAUUGUAGAAUUACUGUUUUAUAUUUGUAAUCUUAACUUUGGAGCAGAAUUUUACCUGCUGUCACAACUGAGGGAAAAGUUACCGCUUUUGCUUGUGAAAAUUACACAGAGGACGCCAACAUUCAGGAUCAAGUUUGGCUUCUAAAAUGUCAAAUGUAUCACAUGCAACAGAACUGAAAUGCUCCAAAGUUAAUAUGUUGUGAUUGGUGUACAGGAAAGCUUACCUCUACCUACCCGCUAAGAAACUUUUAGUUGUAGGUGGAUAUGUAUGAAUCAUGUGACCUUGGCUGCCUCCCCUUUUCUCCUUUCCCCUCCCCACCAUCCAAAACAAAAGUGUGUGUACUUUUGGUAUAUUGGAUCAGCACAUGCCAGACUUCUUCAUCGAGUCUCUCAACUGUCCUUGCCUCAUUUUGAUGGAUUCUGUCACACUGACUGCACCCUUGGCUACAAAUACUUUCAUGCUCUGUUCCCUGUUUUCAGUGGUUUUAAGGUGUUUUGAAAUAAGAGGAAGAGCCUUGGAUUAGAGCUGGACAGGGGAAUUUAUUAGUUAUUUAUUUUCUACUUAUGAACAACCUGGAAUGGAUCAAUUCAGUGGAACCUGGUGAUGAGAUUUGAAGUGCGUAGUAUUGUGGCAGUUGACCAGAAAUUUUAUUUUGUAUCAAGGGAUUAGUUGCUGAAACAGUUGGUGGUUUUAACUCACCAUUUUUGUUUAAACCUGUGUUAGACUUUCAAAUUACAUCCCCUGCUGGCUAAAUAGCUACUCUCUGGGACACUGUUGCAUUAACAAAUGACUAAGAUAUGCGUGAGUGUGGUCUAGAAUUACUUGCUUUUUUUUCCCCCCAUUGUCUGCCUUCAGCACAGUUAAAGCUGGCUUCUGUCACAGCAGAUUGAAGAAUGGAUUGUAAGCCCUAAAUCAAGUCCAAUUGCCUUGUUUGAAUUUUUAUUAAAUACACACUCCAAAGCAACAACAUGAACUCCAAUUAAUGAAAAAUGAAAUAAUCCUGCUGUGGCUUUGAUUUGAAAUUUGCUUUGAAAAUAGCCUGAGUUACAUGCACUUCACCACACAGCCGCGUACACUGGAAUUUUUGUCCUAAUUCCAUAUGACGUGGUAAGCUUCUCAAGUCUAACUUGGUGGCCAUUUUGAAAUAAUAUUUUGUACUGUUUAAUAAUUAUGCAUGGAAGUUUCAGGACUCAUUGAACAGUAGCUUGGUUAACUGUAUCCUUAGUGCCAUCUGUUUUAGGGCACAUUGACAACUGUGCUGCUUGAGGAGAUGUUGAACUGGUGUCAUGGAUUUGAUAUUAUUGCUCAUCAUUCCCAGUGCUUUUGUCCUAGCCAGUCAAUUUAAUUGUGUUUAGGAUUUGGAAGAGGGGAGUUAAGUAGAAGUGGAAAGCACAUCGUCUGGAGUGAAAAUAGCUAGCAGUCUCUGUGCAGAUUACCUUUUUUGAGAUAUUAAAAUUGAAAGAAACCAGCAUUGCAUUUCGUAAUCUGGUUGGGUGAAUUUACUGCUAUCUGACGUAGAGUGAACAGCAUUAAUACAUUUCCAUGGAGAAUCUCAUAAAAGUCAUAAAUUUAGUUCUGGAUUAGAAUUCUUUGAAUUUCUGAAUGUUUUUUGAUAUUUGAAAUGAUGACCUGUAAAGAGGAAAGGUGUUAUCAUUCAAUUUGGCAGUGUAUUGUAUGUGCAGCAGUGCAUGUGUGAUGUUUUGUAAUUACACUUCAAUUGUAUAUAUUAAAAAUAUUUAAGUUCUUUCUGCCCCAAAUUUUAUGGGUUUAAAUUCUCAGAUGCUUGAAACGGUGUUUUAAUUCUGCGGUCAUAUAGUUCAUAGAUUAUUGCUGGGUAAACUUGUGAAUUGAUCCAGUAGCCAAGAAGCCCUUGGGAUGAAUAGUUAAAUGAGGGUUAGAAGGUAGAACAUUAACCUCUUGCAGCUUUUUGUCCUUGUGGGUUCCUAGUAUGUUUAUGAAAGGGGGUGGGAGCCAUGUGUCAUGUAGAAUGUGUGGAACCUCAAAUCAAGAUCUACCCUGGCUAAUAAUCCCACUAUUCCUUGUAAUGGUCACUCAUUCUAUAUUAAAAAAUUGAGCUGUGAAAAUGGGGUUGACAAAGUAAAAGGUUUUGUUCUGAUGUAAUACUCAUCAACAUGUUAUAUUUAUCAAGAUUGCUUAUAAAACUUGAACUAAAACUACCUUUAAAGUUAUUCUGGGUUUAAUUGGGAGCACUUUUAUGGAAUUAGAGCUGAAGUCACAAAAGCUUGGGCAGUUUGUGGAAAGCCGUUUGUUACUGGCUAUCAAGGACAUGGCAAGAGAGAAGGAAUAGUCUCAAGGGCCAUGAAUGUGUAAAUGUUGCUGGAUUUAAUCCAGCUCUUUGUUGUCCAGGAUGUUUGUUUGAAAGCUCAUGGUAGGAGGCUUGAGGAAUACACACACAGCUGGAUACACAGUACAGUAUAGUGUAAUGUAAUCUAUUAUAGGGUGUAGAGUACAUCAUCAUUUGCUGUGCAAUGGUCAGAUGGCCUGUAAGUAUAUGAGUGAAGGCUCUGUUUAAUAACUGAGUGAGUGAAUGAAGGUUUUGUGUAAUUAUAGUUGUUUGGCAGACAGAGCGCAGAGAUCCACUGCAAGUGUUGGUGCUCAGUUUAUUUUUCAGUUUUCACAAAUUAUACACAUAGUACGCAUGCAAGUUCUGGAAUAAGAUUCCUGUACUGUGAAAUGUUGAGUGUGUCUACUGGACUGGUUGGUGAAUAUCACCUAUGAAACAAGAUUCAACUGAUUGGGAUAAAUAGAAUGGACAGGAACAAACUUUUGUUUACCGAUACCUUUUAUUGUACGAGUUGCACCCCUGUAAUUAACCCUUCACUUUUAAAAUAAAAAAAAUACAAUGACAUGAAUGCAUUUGAUAGGUUAGUCUUAAUCCAGUUCUUAAAUUAGAAAUUGUUUUCUGUAGUUUCAUGAAGUUCAAACAACAACAUGGCCAGCUGUUUCUUUAGACAGGUGUGCAUUAUAUUGUUGCUUGAACAAUCACUUACCCUCGUCCUUAGUUUACACUGAUACCUGUGUGGAUCUGGCUCUUUGUUCCUACCCUGUUAGAGUGAUGUGCUGGUUGUGGUGAUGUUAAUCUGCUGCUACAACUGCUCCAUUUUACUGAGAGCAUCCAGAAGUUUAAUUUUUAAAGACAUAUCAACAUACAGGUGUUAAUGUGCUCUGUACAGUCAUUGAUGUAUAUUUAUUGCAAUUAUUUAUGAAUGCAUCUUAAAAUCAUCUGUAAUGUUGAUCUUGUCUGCAGUGGUACUUAAAGCAGUGAUGUAUGAAUGGGAAUUACAUUCAUAUUAAAAAUCUGAAACAUAUUUUGUUCUGUAGUUGUCAUUGCGAGGAACAACUACCUUUAUAUAGUAAUAGAGGAAGCAUUAAGUAAUGCAUCAGUGCGCUUAAGGGAUUGGUGUAAAUAUCUGAAAUGAGACAUGGGGCUGUGUACAGGUAGUUGGAGAAUCAGGCCAAAAGGAAGUCAUAACAGGUCAGAAAGACAACAGGACUCAAGACUUCAAAGUUUGGAAUGUAUUUGAUGAUUUCUUGAAAAGUGAGAUUGAAUGAUAAAAGGAGUUUUCAUGCUCACGGCAGCACUGGGAUGGCACUUAUGCAUGGUCCAUCUUGGUAUUUAUAAUUAGUGAAAAUUUGGUCUUGCAUAUUUUAAAGUAAGCUAAUCACAAUUUCAUGAAAGCAACCCUCAUUUAUUAUACUGUAAAUCAGUACAGUUAGUUAUCUAAACAGAUUCUGUAGAUGCUGGAAAUCCAGAACACACACACAAAAUGCAGGGAGAACAACAAAGUAAACAGUUGAUGUUUCGGGCCAAGACACACCUUCAGGACUGGAAAAGAAGGGGGAAGGAGGAGGGUCAUCAGUGGGAGGUGAUAGGCAGGUGAGAAGGGCAAGAGACCAGAGUUGUGAAGAGGAGGAGGAAAAAAAAUAUCAGGAGAAGUUAAUGUUCAAGCCAUCAGACUGAAUACAGGGUGGUGCUGCUUCACCCUGAGAGUGGUUUCAUCACAGCACAACAGGAAGCCAUGGACUGGCACGUCGGCAUGGGAAUAGAAAAUAAAAUGGUUGGCCACUGGGAAAUUCCACUUCUGGCAGAUGGAACAGAAGUGCGUGCUUGACAAAGCAGUCCCCUAGUUUACAAUGGGGCUCACCAAUGUGAAGGAGGUGACCCCAACAGAUUCGUAAGUGAACUGUUGCCUCACCCAGAAGGACUCGUUGGGGUCCUGAAUGGGCAAGUGUAGCACUUUGGUCACUUGCAGGGGUAAGUGCUGGAAGGGGGAAAAUGAGCAAUUCCUCUGUGUGUGGGGUGGGGGGAGGAGAGAGCAGGUAAAGAUGUAUUUAGUGGUAGGGGCCCACUGGAGAUGGUGGAAGUUGCGGAGGAUUGUGUCGAAUGCAGAGGCUCAUGGGAUGGUAGGCGAAGACAGGAUGAAAUCUAUCCCUGGUAAGGUGCUGGGAAGAUGUGACUGCAUCCUGCAAGUGGCCAAAGUAUGACACCUGCCCAUUCACCACCUCCCUCACCUCCAUUCAGGGCCCCAAACAUAACUUCCAGCUGAGGCAACGUGUCACCUGUAAGUCUGUUGGGAUCAUCUAUUGUAUCCAGUGCUCCCAACACAGCCUCCUCUACAUUGAUGAGAUUCAUCGUAAAUUGGGGGACCACUUCAUCGAGCACCUCUGCCCCAUCCACCAAAAAUGGAAUUUCUCUGUGGCCAAGUAUUUGAAUCCCUGUUCCUGUUCAGACAUGGCCUCAUCUUGUGCCACAAUGAGGCCACUCUCAGGAGGAGGGCCAACUUGUAUUCUGACUGGAUAGGCUCCAGCCUUCUGGUUAAAAAAUCCCUCCCCUUUCCCUCUUCUUCUAUUCCCCAUUCUGGCUUCCUCCCACUUCUCAUCAAUCUAUCUCUUUCCCCCCAGUCCACCCCCCUCUCCCAUUAGAUUCCUUCCUCUCUAGUCCCUACCCCCCUGGCUUCACAUAUCACUACCUAGCCUCCUUCCCCUCCCCCACCUUUUUAUUCUGGCAUCUUCCCCCUUCCCAGUCCUGAAGAGGAGUUUCACCCUGAAAUGUUGACUAUUUCUUCAUUUCCAAAAAUGCUGUCUGACACGCUGAGUUCCUCCAACAUUGUGUUAGUUGUCUAAUUUUAAAAAGCAUAAGGUUUCACAGUUAAAAGUGCUGCUGAUAUAAUGGAAUGAGACAAUUUUUUUUUAUUUAAAAGGACUGUUUGUCAUUUAGCUCAGUCCACACAAUGUGCAGUGUAAUUGUGUACUGUUUUGCUAAUUCAGGGAACAUGAAGGUAUGUGGUUCAGAUUUUAAAGCAACAAUGGUGGUCAUGAGGGGAGAGAGGAAGGUAAAUGUUAAUGGUAAAGAUCAAAGUGCUGGUGCAAUAAAUUAGACAAAAAAUGCCAUGAGGUAAAUUCAGGACAGCCAUCAAAAUAAAAUGACUGCAAGGCAUUUCACCAACCAGGAUCAUUACCGUAUCAUUUCUCCACCCCCCACUUGGGAAUCACAGGUAUACAUAAUAACUGUUUAUUACCACCACCACCACCAUCAAACAAUAUUCAGAGUUUAAAAACCUUAAAAUCAAAGAAUUGCACUUCAAUUAGUAUAAAUUUAAACAAUGAUUUACAUGAUGGAAUAGAUGGCUUUUGCUGUCAAGUUUGCAGGUGAUACGAAGAUUGGUGGAGGAGCAGGUAGUGUUGUGGAAACAAGGCCGCUGCAGAAGGUCUUAGACGAUUAGAACGGACAAGAAAGUGGCAAAUGAAAUUAAUGCACUUUGGUAUAAGCAAUAAAUGUGCAAACUAUUUUCUAAAUGGGAAGAAAAUCCAAAACUCUGAGAUGAAAAGAGACUUGGGAUCCUUAUGGAGAACACCCUAAAGGUUAACUUGCAGGCUGAGCCAGUGGUGAGGAAGGCAAAUGCAAUGUUAGCAUUCAUUUCAAGAGGUCUAGAAUAUAAGAGCAGGGACGUGAUGCUGAGGCUUUAUAAGGCCUCACCUUGAGUAUCAUGAAUAGUUUUGGGCUCCUUAUCCAAAUAAAGAUGUGCUGGCAUUGGAGAAGGAGCGGGUUCAGAGGUGCUUCAGAAGGAUGAUUCCAGGAAUGAAAAGAGUUAUCAUACAAGGAACAAUUCAUGGCUUUGGGCCUGUACUCGCUGGAAUUUAUAAGGGAGUGGGAUUUCAUGGAAACCUUGCUGAUGUUAAAAGGCCUAUACAAUAGAUGUGGAAAGGAAGUUUCCCGUGGUGGGGUAGUCUAGGACAAGAGGGCACAGCUUCAGGAAAGAUGGAUGUCCAUUUAAAACAGAUGCAGAGAAAUUUUUUUAGCCAGAGGGUGGUGAGUUUGUGGAGGCCAGGUCAUUGGAUGUAUUUAAGGCAGAGCUUGACAUGUUCUUGAUUGGACAGGGCUUGAUAGAUUACGGGGAGAAGGCGGUGAGUGGGGCUGAGGGGGGAGAAAAAGGAUCAACCAUGAUUGAGUGGCAGAGCGGACUUGAUGGGCCCAGUGGCCUAAUUCUGUUCCUAUGUCUUAUGGAAUUAAUUCUGAUUGAUCGGUUUGGGGUAUGUAGUACCCCAAGCUAGUAAGCCCCUCCUCAUAACACCAUCAGUUAUUCCACUCUUUAAGAAUGAAAACUAUAGGUAAGAAAUAGGGGGGGGGGGGGAGAACAUUUUUGUAUCACAUAUUGCAAACUAAUAAUGUAUAAUUACAAUAUAGAUGUAAAACCAGUGGUUGU